AUGAUGAUAGAGUUCGUAUUUAUAGAGUCUGAAUCUAUAUUUAAAUCUACUAUAUUUAAAUACACUUUAUCAUGGAUAACUUACAUCUAUUAUCUAUCUAUCUAUCUAUCUAUUUAUCUAAUCUAUCUCAAUCUGUUCAUUAUCCAUCAUCUAUCUAUCUAUCUAUCUAUCUAUCUAUCUAUCUCAGUCUGUUCCUUAUCUAUCUAUCUAUCUAUCUAUCUAUCUAUCUAUCUAUCUAUCACACACUCUUCUUUAUCUAUCUAUCACACACUCUUAUCUAUCUAUCUAUCUAUCUAUCUAUCUAUCUAUCUAUCUAUCUAUCUAUCUCAAUCUGCUCAUUAUCUAUCUAUCUAUCUAUCUAUCUAUCUAUCUAUCUAUCUAUCUAUCUAUCUGUCAAUCUGCUCAUUAUCUAUCUAUCUAUCUAUCUAUCUAUCUAUCUAUCUAUCUAUCUAUCUCGGUAUGUUCAUUAUCUAUCUAUCUAUCUAUCUAUCUAUCUAUCUAUCUAUCUAUGUUCAUUAUUUAUCUAUUGCAUCUAUCUAUCUAUCUAUCUAUCUCAAUCUGUUCAUUAUCUAUCUAUUUGUUGUUUCAUUAUUAUCUAUCUAUCUAUCUAUCUAUCCUAUCUAUCUAAUCUAUCUAUCUAUCUAUCUAUCUAUCUAUCUAUCUAUCUAUCUAUCUAUCUAUCUCAGUCUGUUCCUAUCUAUCUAUCUAUCUAUCUAUCUAUCUAUCUAUCACACACUCUUAUCUAUCUAUCUAUCUAUCACUGUUCAUUAUUUAUUUGCACCUUUAUUUUCUUUCUUUCUUCCUUCCGUCCACCCUUCUUUCCUUCCUUCCUUCCUUCCUUCCUUCCUUCCUUCAAUUCCUUUCUUUCUUUCUUUCUUUCUUUCUUCGUUCAUUUGUUCGUGCCUUACUUUCUUCUUUUCUUUCUUGCUUCACCUGUAUUUUCUUUCUUCUUUCCUUUCGUCUUUUCUUUCUUUCUUUUUUGUCCCACGUGGCCAUUCUUAUACUUCUCCUCUAUUUAUCUUAAGCUUUAUUUUCUUUUUCUUUCUUUCUUUCUUUCUUUCUUUCUUCGUUCGUUCCUUUUUUUUCUUCCUUCCUUCCUUCCUUGCUCGACGUAGUAAUUUUUAUUCCACUCUUGUGUUUAUCUUAGCAUUGAAGCUUUGUUUUCUUUCUAUCUCUAUUCUUUCUUCAUUGUACACACGCUCUCUCUCUCUCUUCCUUUCACUCUCACUCUCUCUUUCUCUCACUCACACAAACACAUAUACACUCACAUGUGUGCAAAAUUACAUAUAUGCAUGCAAAUGUUCAUCAUUUCCCUGUGUUCAUAUCUAUCUAUCUAUCUAUCUAUCUAUCUAUCUAUCUAUCUAUCUAUCUGUCUGUCUGUCUGCCACACAAAUAUUUCCAACUUAA
This is a messenger RNA of Acanthosepion pharaonis, 1407 nucleotides long. NCBI's taxonomy places the organism in Eukaryota, Metazoa, Mollusca, Cephalopoda, Sepiida, Sepiidae. The record is from the annotation of a GenBank genome assembly.